Akanthomyces muscarius is the source of this 396-nucleotide messenger RNA. RefSeq lists its product as uncharacterized. Gene Ontology annotation, cellular component: ribosome; cytosolic large ribosomal subunit. Gene Ontology annotation, biological process: translation. Gene Ontology annotation, molecular function: structural constituent of ribosome. The transcript is spliced from 3 exons. Lineage: Eukaryota; Fungi; Ascomycota; Sordariomycetes; Hypocreales; Cordycipitaceae. The coding region runs from base 1 to 396 and encodes 131 amino acids. The record is from RefSeq and is a predicted model, not a curated record.
AUGGUCGCCGCCAAGAAGCACGUCCCUAUCGUGAAGAAGCGCACUGCGCGCUUCUUCCGCCACCAGUCCGAUCGCUUCAAGUGCCUCGACCCCAGCUGGAGAAAGCCCAAGGGUAUCGACAACCGUGUCCGCCGUCGCUUCCGUGGCAGCAUUGCCAUGCCCUCCAUCGGCUACGGCUCCAACAAGAAGACCCGCUACAUGAUGCCCUCCGGCCACAAGUCCUUCCUGGUCAACAACGUCAAGGACCUCGAGCUUCUGAUGAUGCACAACCGCACCUACGCCGCCGAGAUUGCCUCUGCCGUCUCCUCCCGCAAGCGCAUCGACAUCAUUGCCCGUGCCAAGCAACUGGGCGUCAAGGUCACCAACGCCAAGGCCAAGGUUACCACCGAGGUUUAA